Messenger RNA from Kwoniella botswanensis, 1974 nucleotides. RefSeq lists its product as uncharacterized. Gene Ontology annotation, cellular component: Set1C/COMPASS complex. The coding region runs from base 1 to 1974 and encodes 657 amino acids. NCBI's taxonomy places the organism in Eukaryota, Fungi, Basidiomycota, Tremellomycetes, Tremellales, Cryptococcaceae. The transcript has 2 exons. Gene Ontology annotation, molecular function: transcription cis-regulatory region binding; protein binding. The record is from RefSeq and is a predicted model, not a curated record.
AUGCCAGUCAAGAAGCGGCGACUAUCUCCCUCGGCGUCAUCCGCAUCUUCCACUCCCGCACCAUCUCCCAUCCCACCCGAAUCUUCCACAUCAGCACUUCCUUCUUCCUCUUUGGCUCAAGAGGGUCUAGCAGGACCAGGACCUUCCACUCUAUCGAAUCAGUAUCAAUCACGGAGGGAGAGAAAUGAUGCUGCUGAGAGAAGGGAGUACGCCAGACUGGGUGUACAGCAGCCUGGUUCUGGAGAUGGGCAUGAAUUCGGGGAAGAAUGUUUCUUGUGGGCAGAUAUACCCGUUUCAAAGGGUUUCCGUUAUAUCCCCUGUGCUAUAUCUCCCGCUCCCUCACCUCACCCUCGGUACCCAUUCUACCGUACUAUCCCGUAUCCACCACCGCUCCCCCCAGUCCAUAUAUCAUGGCUAGACCGAUCUUCUUAUCUGCGUAUAUCACCCACUGCAUUAACCAUGUCAAAUGAUCGUGGAUUUAGAAGUGCCAGAGCCAACGUAGCUGUGAGAGAAGGGAGAUGGUACUACGAAGUCAAGAUCGAACGUGGGAAUGGAUCCUUAGGUGGUGGUAAAGGUCAUCUGAUGAGUAGUAAUCCGCACGUCAGAAUCGGUUGGGGGAGGAGAGAAGCCAAUCUGGAUUCACCUGUCGGAUCGGACGCUCAUAGCUACUCCAUAAGGGAUGUCAAUGGCGAGAAGGUCCAUAUAUCUCGACCUAAAUCCUACGCUGGCAAAUCUUUCCAAACAGGUGAUAUCAUAGGUUGUUUGAUCACUCUACCGAAAAGGCCUCCUCCUCCGAGUGGUAAGAAUGAUCCAGCGAAAAUCAAGAGAUUUAGAAGACAAUUCGUGUACAAGAAUCAAAGUUAUUUCGAAUCGAAUGAAUAUAUACCUUCGAAAGAGAUGGAUAGUCUGAUCGAUAGAGAAGGAAAAUUAUCUGCUGAGAAGAAACAAGGGCUGAACGGUGAUGCAGCACAUGAUGGACAAGGUGAUGGGCAGAUAAAUGGAGAAAUCAACGAGAAUAGGACUAUACCCAAGAAGGGAGGCGGUAAGAAAGGGGCCACAACGAAGAAUACCAAGAAGAAUAAGAACGAACCUAAUGCAUCUCUGAGUGAAGGAGUCACGAACAUCUCUAGACCAUUGAAGAGAUUGGAUGGAUCCAAAAUUGAAUUUUACCUUAACGGUGAACACCUAGGUGUAGCUUUUCAAGAUUUAUACGAUUUCAUUCCCCUACCACCUAUCAAUACCGCUUUGUCUUCUGGACACGGUAAGAAAUCUCAUGAUACCGAAAUCGUACACGACGAUGGAACGUUGGGAUAUUAUCCUAUGAUAUCAUGUUUCGGUAAAGGCAAAGCUAGAUUCAACCCUGGACCGGAUUUCACUUAUCCACCAGCAAAUCUCUCUCAACAGGAUGACAAUGGUGAUGGAGAUGAACGGAUCAGACCCAUCUGUGAACGAUGGGAAGAAUUCAGAUUAGAAGAGCAAAAACAUGACGAACAAGAUGAAAUUGAGGGUAAGGAGGUGUUACAGAAACUGUUGGAAGAUGAGAAGAAAGCUGCGUUACAAUCUUCCAAUUCGAUGAAGAGAAAGAAAGGACAGUCGGGCAAGAAAAGCAAGAUCGGUGAUAUUACCGAUAGGAUACGUGGAAGGGGGGAUACGAUGACUCCUUCACUUGAUAUCGAGAGUGAAGGAAGAGAUAGAUCGGUUUCUAUAGCGCCAUCUCUGAUCAACUCUGUUCCUCCUACCAGGGGUUCAUCACCCGUUUCGGUCACUAUGGAGAAUAAGAUAUACAAGGAGAUUGCGGAACAGGAAGUAGUGGAAGAUACGCCCAAGUCACCUGCACCGCUAGACAAUGAGGUCGGUGAUGGGGUAGUAGAGCAGACUAGUGAAGAAGAGAGGAUGGAAGAGGUUGGGAAGGAGGAAGAACAUGAAAAUGGUGUGAAGGAAGAAGAAGAUGGAGAGGAGGGUGUGAAGUGGUAG